UUAAGGAUACAAGUUUUGAUGUUAUAAAAAAAAGAAGAGAAAAAUAUCAAUAUUAUAAAAACAAAUUCGAUAUUGCAUUAGCUUUGUAUGAUUGGGAAAUAAACAAUUCUAAUUUUAUAAAUAGUUUUAAUACCUUGGUAAUGCCAUUUUUGAAUGAAAUAGGUAAAUGUGAAGAAGCAUUACGA
Molecule: messenger RNA, 185 nt
Organism: Racocetra fulgida
Lineage: Eukaryota; Fungi; Glomeromycota; Glomeromycetes; Diversisporales; Gigasporaceae
Source: the annotation of a GenBank genome assembly